AUGAAGAGAACUUACGAGAAUGCACUCAAACUUCUCGAGUCCCGUCGGCGAGCGGCCCGACCAAAGACUUCUGCCACGCUGAAUGCCGGUGCAGCAACAGCAGCAGUGUCCAGUCCCAGUUCACAAUCAUUAAGAGGAGUGCCGAGUCUGGUUGGAAUGAAAGAAUGGCUUGAAGCUCUAGGACACUCAACCAACGACAUCAAUGGCUUGAACAUCAUCCAUGUCGCGGGCACAAAAGGAAAAGGCAGCACAUGCGCGUUUACGCGUUCAUUUCUUCACGCGCACGGCUUGCGGACUGGAUUUCCCAAGCGUAUCGGACUGUAUACCGGUCCAGAUCUACAAUCCAUCCGAGAAAGAAUACAGAUAGACAACCAGCCCAUCACUGAAGAUCUAUUCACGCGAUACUUUUUCGAGGUGUGGGAGCGUCUUUCGCCGCCGGAUACUCUUGAUGUUGCCGGCGAUAACAAAAAGACCAGACAACCCCGCUAUCUGCAGCUGCUAGCUUUAUUGGCGUUCCACACUUUUAUCAGAGAACGCGUCCAGGCAGCUAUCUUCGAGACUCAUCACGGAGGUGAAUACGAUGCUACGAACGUCAUUUCGCAACCGGUGGUGACUGCUAUUACAUCCCUUGGAAUGGAUCAUAUCGCGCAAUUAGGUCCUACAAUUGAUGAUAUUGCCUGGCAUAAAUCGGGGAUAUUCAAACCUGGAGUUCCGACUUUCUCGGCGCCGCAAGAUCUAGGUCCGGUGGAGGUUAUGCGUCGCCGUGCUGAGGAGAAGAACGUCCCGUUGAAGUUCGUGUCGAUUAAUGAGAAGUUACCGGAGAAUAAAAAGGUGCUGGCUGCUCCUGUUCAGCGGAUUAAUUGCUCCCUAGCUCUGGAAGUAGCGCGGUGUUUCCUGCAGGCAAGAGCACCGGAAUGUGUGAUUGAUGAUGAUCUUGUCCGAAAGGGAGUUGAGAAUUUCAUCUGGCCUGGCAGAUUUGAAAUUAUCCAAGACGGUCAAAUACAGUGGUUCUUGGAUGGCGCACAUAACCCUCUGAGUUUGAGGCAAGCCUCACAGUGGUUUGCAGACAACAUAGACCGUUCGGAGACGAAGAAAUGUCGUGUCCUUAUUUUCAGUCAUUACUCUGAAGAACGCGAUGGCAUAACGCUGGUCGAGGAGCUAGCUCGUGGUUUGCUCGAGAAUGACGCACAGCCAGAUAAAGUCAUCUUCACCACCUACGAUGAGAGGAAAGAUGGUACGAAGCGGAUCGACAAAACUCUCAAGGUGCCGGAAACCCCCUUUCCAGAUGUGCGCACAGCAUAUGCUACUCGAUGGGAACAGCUGGACCCCAAGCCUGGACUAUAUGUGGAACCAACGAUUGAAGACGCCUUGGCGCUUGCUAGAGAUAUUGCCGUGGAAAAGGAAGGGCUCGACGUUUUGGUGACAGGGAGCUUGCAUCUCGUUGGCGGUGCGCUCAGCUUACUGCGGCCUUAA
Messenger RNA from Talaromyces marneffei, 1473 nucleotides. RefSeq lists its product as uncharacterized. Gene Ontology annotation, molecular function: tetrahydrofolylpolyglutamate synthase activity; ATP binding. The transcript has 5 exons. Lineage: Eukaryota; Fungi; Ascomycota; Eurotiomycetes; Eurotiales; Trichocomaceae. The coding region runs from base 1 to 1473 and encodes 490 amino acids. Gene Ontology annotation, biological process: tetrahydrofolylpolyglutamate biosynthetic process. Gene Ontology annotation, cellular component: cytosol; cytoplasm; mitochondrion. The record is from RefSeq and is a predicted model, not a curated record.